Messenger RNA from Colletotrichum graminicola M1.001, 1692 nucleotides. Its product is annotated as glucosidase II beta subunit-like protein. NCBI's taxonomy places the organism in Eukaryota, Fungi, Ascomycota, Sordariomycetes, Glomerellales, Glomerellaceae. The coding region runs from base 1 to 1692 and encodes 563 amino acids. The record is from RefSeq and is a predicted model, not a curated record. The transcript is spliced from 3 exons. Gene Ontology annotation, biological process: N-glycan processing. Gene Ontology annotation, cellular component: glucosidase II complex.
AUGCGCCAAAGCUACAGCCUGGUGCUUGCUGGCACCUUCCUGUCUGCCGCCGCACCUGUCUCGGCCAGUAGUUUGCCGAGAGGUGUUGGCCCCGAAUUCACCAAGUUCUUCGAGGCCACAGAAACCUUCUCCUGUAUCGGUCACCCCGAAAUCAAACUCGGCAUUAAGCAGGUCAACGACAACACGUGUGACUGUCCAGAUGGCUCCGAUGAGCCCGGCACUGCAGCUUGCGCCUACCUCGACCCCCUCUCCCCCCCUCAGCCCUUCACCGGCUCCCUGACGGGUACCACCAAUACUACGAAUGCCCUACCCGGCUUUUGGUGUGCCAACGCCGGCCACAUCGGCAUGUAUGUUCCCUUCAUGUUCGUCAACGACGGCCACUGCGACUACGAUGUCUGCUGCGACGGAACCGAGGAGUAUAGCGGUGUCGGCGGUGUCAAGUGUGAGAACAAGUGCGCCGAGAUUGGCAAGGAGUACCGCCGCGUUGAGGCCGCGCGUAAGGAUGCCAUUGAUAAGGCUGCUAAGAAACGCAAGACGAUGGCCAAAGAGUCUAGGGAGCUCCGCCGUCGUGUCGAGGCCAAGGUCAAUACCCUCAAGGAUGAGGUCAAGGGUCUUGAGAUUCGCAAGGAUGAGCUUGAGCAGAAGUUGCAUGAGAUUGAGCGUUCUGAGAAGGGCAAGGUCGUCAAGGGCGAGGGUUCUGGUGGGAAGCUCGGCACUCUUCUGAACCUGGCCAAGACCCGUGUCACCGAGCUCCGUGAGACACUCGAGGACGUCGUUGCCCACCGCAACGAGCUUCAGAACAAAGUCAAGGAGCUUGAGGGCAUUCUUAGCCGCUUCAAAGAGGAGUACAACCCGAACUUCAACGAUGAGGGCGUUAAGCGCGCCGUGAAGAGCUGGGAGGACUACGCCGCCAACCUUGCUAACGAGGCCCUCCCCGAUGGCCUGGAGGCUGACAUCAAGGAGGUCCUUGUCGAGGAUUCUGAGACCUCGGGCAUCAACUGGAAAGACUUCGAAGAGGAUGACGCCUCCGACACUGAUAUUAUCUACAACUUUGAGGCCUACCUCCCCGACGCUGUCCGCGAGUUUAUCCAUGGAAAGCUCCUCUCCCUCCGCGUCUGGAUGAUCGAGAAUGGUCUGGUGGCCGACAACAACAAACCCAAUACCGAAUCUCGUCUGGUCAAGGCUGCUCGCGAAGCCUUCAACUCCGCCAACGGCGAUCUUCUGGAGAAGAAGCGUCAGCUGGACAGUGAACAGAAGGACCUCGAGAAGGAUUACGGCACCGAUGACAUUUUCCGUGUUCUCAAGGAUAAGUGCGUCAGCACCGAGGUUGGCGAAUACGAGUACGAGCUCUGCUGGAUGGAUAAGACCAACCAAAAGUCCAAGAAGGGCGGCGGCCAUACCAACAUGGGCAACUUUGUCCGCAUAGACAAGGAGAUGGCCGACGACGAGGAGCGCGUCGACGGCAAGAGCCUCGGCAAGGGCCUCCGUAUGGUCCUCCGCUACGAGAACGGCCAGGGCUGCUGGAAUGGCCCGCAGAGACGUACUGACGUCUGGCUCGCCUGCAGCGAGACGGAAGAGCUCUGGAAGGUCUCAGAAUCGGAAAAGUGCGUUUACAAGAUGGAGGUGGGCACGCCCGCCGUUUGCGAUGAGCUGUUGGAGCCUCCUGAGCCCAAGGGCAAGGAUGAGCUGUAA